AUGCACAGCAGGUACUCCACCUCCUUUACGCGCAGCACGUACAGCCGCGCAAAGUUCAUCGCCAUACGCGCCUCGCCGCAGAUCGAGCACUUGGACUCCACCGCAACAGGCAGGUUUGUGUCGUACUUGAACAUCUUCAAACUGGCCCGUUUCGUCGUUGGGUCGGGCGACGACGGCGCAGAUUGUGUCUGUGCGGCCUUCCAGGCCUCGGUCGACGCGCUCAGCGGCUCUAUCACGACCUUGGACUCGAAAAGGCUCGUCACAAACGACUUCUUUUGGAAAAACUUGACCGACGGAGACAGAUCCAGCCGUAGCACGGGCUCGAUCUCCUCGGUGACCAGAUGCUUGUAG
Messenger RNA from Ogataea philodendri, 351 nucleotides. RefSeq lists its product as uncharacterized. The coding region runs from base 1 to 351 and encodes 116 amino acids. The record is from RefSeq and is a predicted model, not a curated record. The transcript has a single exon. Lineage: Eukaryota; Fungi; Ascomycota; Pichiomycetes; Pichiales; Pichiaceae.